AUGCCAUCCAGCACAGCUGCGGACGCGUCCGAUGGUUGGAUCUCGGUCACUGGCGACCAUCUCGCUCAGACACCGGCUAGGUUGCAGCUCCCAGCUUGCCAGAAAUGCCGGCUUCGCAAGGUCCGAUGCGACCGAAAUGCACCGAAAUGCGCCAAUUGUAUAUUGAAGCAGGUUGCAUGUAUCAUUGUUGAUCCCGAGACGGGUGCGCAAUAUGCACGAGAUUAUCUCCGACAACUCGAAGAAGAGGAGGUCACGUUGAAGACUAAGCUGGGCAACUGCUCGAUUCCGUCUUAUGACCCGCCGACCGCUCUUCCUUCUGAUAGUCCUGACCAGGCAGAAGGUCCAACGAUAGGGAGCACCGCCUCGCACAAUUAUUAUGUUGGUGACGGAAGUGGUCUGGGGUUCCUACAUAACAUUCUUUCCGAUUCGAGGUGGCAGGAACAUCGCGUCCGGAUCAUGCAUCAGCUGGCUGCACGCCCAAUAAUCCAGAGGCAACUCGUCCAGCCAAAUCCUCUACCCCCACUUCUCGAAGCAGAAGCGCUCUUGGAUAACUACUUCACUCGGUUCCACAUUCAUCACACUUUUCUCUUGCGCGAUGAAGUAUUGGGCAUCUUCAAUCGACUGUAUUCUCCUUCAGUGGAAAAUCCCAUCACUAAUCAAGACCGUUUCCGCCUGUUCAUGGUGUUUGCUAUCAGCGCCACAACCAGGCACCGCGCAGGUCUCAGCGCUGAAGACCCGUACGGCUACUUCAAGGCCGCUGAAGGGUACCUCGUGAGCGUCCCCUUGAUCAAGGAUCUCGAUGCCGUGCAAAACUUGCUUUUGAUUGCUCGAUUUGGCAUGUAUCACCAUAUUGGGACAUCAUUAUGGGAGAUAUCUCAAGUAUGCAUGCGCCAGUGUAUUGAAUGGCGCCUACAUACUCUACGCUCAAUUACGCUCGAUCCUCUCAGGGAGCAGCACCGUCGACGCAUCUUCUGGGAGUGCUACAUUCUCGACCGUUAUAGUUCGGGCAUUCUAGGACGACCGUUUGCUAUACUGGAGAAUGAUAUCAGCGUAGGCCUACCGCUUGAUGUCGAUGACGAGACCUUGAUGGCUUCUGCGGCCCCAACGCUCGAUCAAGUAGGAGGGAAUACAAGUUCUAGUCCUACAGAAAUCUCAAUAUUUAUCCACUGCAUCAAGCUUCGACAGAUUAGCUCGCGAAUUCAUACCAGGUUCUAUACGGGCCCUGGCUUGGACAUCCAGCCCAAUGGGGUUGCAAAGCCGGGUCGGUCAUCACGUAAUCUCUCGAUAGGACAUAUCUAUAUGUGUUUCUCACGUUUCCAAGCGGAACUAGAAGCAUGGCGCUCGACAGCUCCGAUAUACCCAAACCCAAGAUCGCUUUACGAAAGACCGGAAUGGCACGAUUUCCUGCACGAGAAAGAUCUGAUGCUGCUGGCUAGGGGCGCUUUGCAUAACAUACCUCCUCGUUCACUCGUCGCCGAGGCGGCACUGAAAGAAAUAUUCAUCGCUUGCUACAGUUCGGCUAGACAAGUCAUCGAGCUUUACGCCAGUCUCAUGGAUAAGCGCGCCAUCACAUGGACUCGAAGCUAUUUUCAAGUUAUAUUCACUGCUGGACUUACUCUCAUUUACUGCCUCAAUCUCGACGUGAUCAAACUCAAUGCGACCGAAUCAGGAAUUUACCAAUCCCUCGAGACGUGCCAAAGAAUCUUACAAUUCUUCAAAGAGAAGAUGCCUGACGCUGGGUCUUUUACACUGGCGUUUGAGCUGUUGAAAACCGAGUGCGUGAAACCUCGCAUCCUCACCACCCAAGAGGUGCGCCAUACGGAUAGUGCGACACCCUUCGGUCCGUCGGAUUCAGGCUUGACCUCGUCAAACAGUGGAACACACAGCGUGAAUUUAGGCUCAUUAAGCAACCCUGUGGGCAUACCCGAUAUACAGUAUAAUCCCUUCGUCGACCCGCAACUAUGUGAUCUGAACAUAGGAGAGCCAAACUUUGGGUUCAUGGAGGACUUCGAUUUAAUGACCCAACUGGAAGCAGGACUAGGCGAGUACGCAUGGGGCUGGAUUCCACUGGACGACAACUUCUCGGAUCAGAUGCAUUCACAUUGA
Didymosphaeria variabile is the source of this 2106-nucleotide messenger RNA. RefSeq lists its product as uncharacterized. The transcript has a single exon. The record is from RefSeq and is a predicted model, not a curated record. Gene Ontology annotation, biological process: positive regulation of transcription by RNA polymerase II; DNA-templated transcription. Gene Ontology annotation, molecular function: sequence-specific DNA binding; zinc ion binding; DNA-binding transcription factor activity, RNA polymerase II-specific. Bases 1 to 2106 code for a protein of 701 amino acids. NCBI's taxonomy places the organism in Eukaryota, Fungi, Ascomycota, Dothideomycetes, Pleosporales, Didymosphaeriaceae.